This is a messenger RNA of Marasmius oreades (fairy-ring Marasmius), 1483 nucleotides long. RefSeq lists its product as uncharacterized. Gene Ontology annotation, molecular function: protein binding. Bases 18 to 1397 code for a protein of 459 amino acids. The transcript has 3 exons. Lineage: Eukaryota; Fungi; Basidiomycota; Agaricomycetes; Agaricales; Marasmiaceae. The record is from RefSeq and is a predicted model, not a curated record.
UCUGAAUACCAACCACCAUGCCCUUCCCUCUCCCUCCAGAGCUAUUGUCCCUCAUUCUCGAAUUCGUAGAAACAGAAGAUUUAGGAGAGCGUAGAACGAUUAUCUCUUGCGCGCAGGUCUCUCGAACAUGGUGCACAUCUUCCCAACCAUACAUUUUCCGACAUAUCGAAAUCGCCGUUUCGAAACCCAACACACAAAGAUGGCUCGAACGACUCAUAGAAUGGGAAACAACGGGGUUCAUUUCACUCAUUCUUCACGUCACUCUACUCGGGGAUAACUAUUCAAUCCGUGUAAACGUGGGGAUCGCCGAAUGGGAGGUAGACGUCGCAGAGGAACUGGGACGGCGAUUGACUCACGUCGAAAGCUUGAAUCUUUACCGUUUCGAGGAGAAGUCUAAUGAUUAUUCCAUUCAUAACCUAGAACCCCACUUCGCUUUCCUCAAGCAUCUAGGUGCCGCUAAAGGAGGCCUUCAAAAACUCAGGUUAUCCCACGUCCAUUUUGAAAGUCCGGAUAAACUGUUCCAUUAUCUGGCUAACGUACCCGGACAGCCGACAGAAUUAUCUCUUAUGGCUGCAGGACGUUUUCAUUACUUUGAUGUCACGGAUCGCUACGAAGACUCCGGGUAUCCGAGCGCCACGCUACUGCAGCCCGCUUCCCGUUGGCCAUUGACCUCUUUAAUUCUUUACGCUACCGAUUUGAGGAAGGACGUGAUAUCGUGGCUGUUGAGUCCCGCCAUUGAUUUGACACGCCUUCAAUCACUGGUCGUUGCCGCAGCUAAUCGCCAGGAACGCGUUCCUAAUGCUACCGAGCAGCCUGCAGCGUCCUUGUUUGAGCAACUGGUUACGGCUAUCGGACGAUCCGUCAGGAAAUUAACGCUAGGAAUUGAGGGCCGUCUUAACCCCUCUACUGAUCGCUUCACCGCCGACACGAUGACACGUUUCACAUCGCUGGAACAGUUACUUAUUCUAUCAGAUAAUCGCAUCAACCCCACAAAUGGGCUCUCCCGAGCUCUCUAUCUCGUGCCUGGUCUAGACGGUAAUAAAUCUCUUACAGAGAUAGUUUUAGCCGUUGACGUCACGGUGGAUACGAACAUGGGGCACGAAAUCGAUGAUAUUUCGUCAUUGAACGGUUGGGGUGACCUCGACAGAGAACUGGAUGGCGCGACACUACCAUGUCUUCGACGACUGUUUGUAAUUGUGAGGCUCUGUUUCAUGAUAACAGUCAGGCUGGAUGGGGAUUCUCUCGCGAAACUUGAAGACGCUGUCAGAACACGAAUGCCACGGCUUUUAGUUAGGGGAUUACUGGAGAUUAAAGUGGAGAAGUAUCACCGGGGGAAGUCUCUAAAAGAGUACUAUCAUCGUCCUUGGUCGUAUCAUAUUCAUGACCGUGAAUUGUAACAUAUCCGGGCAGCUGAUUCAAUGUACUGACAUGCAGUCUGCUGGAUAGUACGUGUCAGUUUGCGGAAAUGUGUACUGGGUGAGUG